This is a messenger RNA of Linum tenue, 1671 nucleotides long. Lineage: Eukaryota; Viridiplantae; Streptophyta; Magnoliopsida; Malpighiales; Linaceae. The record is from the annotation of a GenBank genome assembly.
GUGCUACGGGAGAAACUUGAAAAUCAAAACCCUGCAGUCUAGUCUAGGGUUUUUGCCUCCCAAAUCGAACAAUGGUGUUAUCCAACAAGAAACUGAAGCAGAAGCUAAGAGAAGCAAAGGCCGAAUCUUUGGCUUCUUCAAUAUCGGGGGAAUCAGUAUCCAAUGCAAAUGGGGGCGCGGGCACGAUUUCGGAGUUGCAGGAGCGACUGGAUGCAGCAAAACAGAGGAUGCGGCUGGCAAAGAAGGACAAGAGAAGGAAUUCGCUAGGGCAAGAGAAUGAUGACGGAAAGGACCCAACUAGCGGGAAGAAGGAAGUGCUGGAGAAAGGCGAUGAGAAGAGAGAAGAGGGGAAGAAGAGGAAGAGAGAAGAGGGGAAGAGUGCCCAGAAGAAGGACGGCAAGAAGGCUAAAACGAAGGAGAAAAAGGAGAAGAACAAGAACAAGAAGAGCAAGGCAGCUGAAAAUGGCGAGGACGAGAAGUCUGCGGUUAUUGGUGGUGGAGCGGGCGAAGUAGAAAUGAAAGGAAUUGUUGAAAGUUCAGUGAGCAAGGACACUGCUACAAAAGUUUAUGUUGGUGGUAUUCCAUACUACUCAACUGAGGAUGACAUUCGAAGUUUCUUUGAUAGUUGUGGUACCAUCACAGAAGUUGAUUGUAUGAAGUUUCCUGAUAGUGGAAAAUUUAGAGGAAUCGCCAUUAUUAACUUCAAGACUGAUGCUGCUGCCAAACGAGCCUUGGAUCUUGAUGGAGCUGACAUGGGUGGUUUUUUUCUGAAGGUCAGACCAUAUAAGACAACAACUCGACAAAUUAAGGUCCCUGAUUUCGUCCCACAAAUUGUAAAAGGUUACAAUCGGAUUUAUGUUGGGAACUUACCGUGGGAUAUAACAGAAGAAAACCUCAGGAAGUUUUUCUCAGAUUGUAGUAUAUCAUCUAUCCGUUUUGGCAUGGACAAAGAAACUGGGGAGUUCCGAGGUUAUGGCCACGUUGAUUUCUCAGAUGAUGUCUCAAUGAUGAUGGCACUGAAAAUGGAUCAGCAAAUGCUGUGUGGCAGACCAAUUAAGAUCAGUUGUGCAGUUCCCAGGAAAGCAGGAGAAGCUCGACCAAAGGAUGGCCCUCCACCUUCCAGAAGUAACAAAGUAAGUGAUCCUGAGGUCGUUUCAACUCCUCCUGUGCCCGAAACUACUGCAGCAAAUAUUGGAGCAAGCAGUGAUGAGAGCCCUACAACUUCGAUCACCGAAGUUGUGAGAAAUGAAGCCAGUAUUGAGACACCGGCCCCUGUCAGUGGUAAGAUAAAGAGGAGGACCUGCUAUGAGUGUGGUCAAAAGGGUCAUAUCUCAACAGCUUGUCCGAAUAAGCAGAAUACUGAUGUACCAAAUUCAAAUACUGAUUGAACUGAGUCCAACUACCAAGUUUUGUUUUUCUUUUGCUCCCUGUGUUUGGUGGGAGAGAUACUAGGUCAUCCAGAAUUAUUUUUUGGAGGGUAUCUGGCGAUCAUAGGGAGGUACUAUCACAGUUUUGUAUUCUAGAAUUUUGAUUUAUUGACCAAUGAGGGAAGUGGUGUAGUGGACUAGUGUUCUUUAUCUGUCUGUUUAUACUACAUGUACCAAGCAGGAAGUUAAGAAGAGAUCUGUUGAAAUUCUAGUUUUUGUUCCUGCUCUGAGAGAACUGUGGCGA